AUGGCAUUUGAGAACAACACCAACAUCAAACUAAUCAAAUUGAGCCAUAUCUCUCAGAGCCUAUCAUUAUCUACCUUAUGGAAGUCCUUGGCCAUUUCUGGUGCUCUACUUUUCUUGUUACACACCUUUGCGUUUAACCAUCCUCAUAAAAUGAUAACUCAUAAACUCUUUGCGCCUCUCGACCUUAGUUUCUCCUCCUCAGCGAUAUCUGCAUCAUCGCCCUUGCAAACAGAAAAAGAGCCUCCUACAAAUAUCAGCCACCUCAUGUUUGUCAUUGUUGGUAGCACCAGGACUUGGAGGUAUAGGAGAGGCUACAUAGAGCCUUGGUGGAGACCAAACAUCACAAAAGGACAUGUCUUCCUUGAAAGACCACCUGGUCGUGAUCUCUUGCCUUGGCCUCAACAAUCUCCUCCUUUCUCUGUUAACAAAGACUCAUUCGUCACCAUAAACAAAUUCAAGACUCAAAUCCGCCUUUUUCAAUCGCUCCACGAGUCGUUUAUGAAGGCAUCCAAUGACACAAGAUGGUUUGUGAUAGCGGAUGAUGACACUCUUUUCCUCUUGGACAAUCUAGUUGAAGCUCUCGGCCGGUAUGACCACAAGAAACACUAUUACAUCGGUAUGAACUCGGAGAACAUUUGGUCAAAUGCGAUUUUCGCUUUUGACAUGGGAUAUGGAGGUGGUGGAUACGCAUUGAGCUAUCCAACCGUGGAAACACUUCUCAACAAAAUGGAAGAAUGUAUAAGAAGAUACCUCGGAGUCUAUAGCGAUCUUCUCUCAUUUCGUUGCUUGGCCGACUUGGGAAUAGAUCUUACCAUGGAGAAGGGCAUCCAUCAAAUUGAUCUGCACGGUGACAUAUCAGGUCUCUUAUCAGCUCAUCCUCAGUCUCCUCUUAUAAGCCUCCACCAUUUCGAUGUCAUAGACCCGAUUUUCCCAGCCAUGAACCGCCAGGAAUCCGUGAACCACCUCAUGAAAACCGCAAAAACCGACCAAUCCCGUGUCCUGCAACAAACAAUAUGUUACCAAAGGGGAAACAAUUGGUCAGUCUCUGUCUCUUGGGGCUACUCAGUCCACAUUUACCAAUCUAUAUUCCCAAGAAACCACCUUAAACGCCCUCUCGAAACAUUCCUGCCAUGGAAUCACGUUAGAAUACCAUUGUAUACUUUUAACACAAGAUUUGUGACAAAAGAUCCAUGUGAGAUGCCUCGUCAGUUUUUCUUUGAUUCGGUUGUGGAGGACAAGAACCAAAGCUCGGUAACUACUAUGUACAAAAUGAAAACGGCAAGUAGUUUGCCUCCUUGUUUGCUAAAUGGCAACCACUCUGCUCGUAACAUUUCACAAGUCCGAGUCAUUGCUACUACUAUGCACAAGAUGGGUGCAGGAAUCGAAUGUUGCGAUGUGCAAAAUGUCAACAGUACAGAGAUUUUGGAAGUGAAGAUAAGAGCUUGCCAUAAAGAUGAAGUUCUUGCUUAA
Molecule: messenger RNA, 1470 nt
Organism: Arabis nemorensis
Lineage: Eukaryota; Viridiplantae; Streptophyta; Magnoliopsida; Brassicales; Brassicaceae
Source: the annotation of a GenBank genome assembly